AUGAUUGAAUAUUUAAAAUGUAAUUGUAUAAAAUAUUCCAUUCCCGAUGAAGAAUAUAAUAUACCAAUAAAAUUGUCACCUAAUAAAAAGGAAAUGUUAAUAGCUGUUGUUAAUGUAAAAAACAACAUAGUUCUAUAUAAAAUAAUUAAUACCGAAAUUAUUUAUUUUGAUAUUCUAUAUACCGGUAGUAGAAAUAAAAUUAUAGGGCUUGAAUGGUCAGCAAAAAAUGAAUUGCUUGUAGUUACUAUUGACAUGAAAUGUAUCAUAUUUAAAAAAAAUCAAAAAGAAAAAUGGGAAUGUACUAAUGUUAAUAUACCAACAGAAGAAUUACCAACAUGCAUUUGUUGGCACCCACAUGCCAACACAUUCGCAAUUGGCUUUUCAUCUGGGGCUAUAUUUAUUUGUUCAUUAAAAGAAAAACAAAAAUGGGUUAUAAAAAAAGUUGAAAAUCAUACUGGGAGUAUUCUAUUCUUAGAUUGGAGCUCGUCUGGUUACAUAUUGUCUACUAGCUCUUUGGAUUCAACAUCAUUAUUAAUAUACACACCAAAUAUUGUGGAUGAAGAAAUUCAUAAUAACGAAAAUUUAAAAAAAUUUGAGGAAUGUAUCGCAGAAAGAAAUUUUAAAAAUAAUGACAUAAUAAAUAAGAUUGAAUGUACAGGAUAUAUUUUAUGCCACAGUUCGUUUUCUUUAUCAAAUGAAAAAGUAGCAAUAAUUGCUAGCAGUUUUGAUAAUAGCUGUAAAAAGCAAAAAAUAAUAAUUUCGGAUUUUUUAAAAUCCCCAACUAAUAUUCAAUCCGUUACGUGGGUUGGUCAGACACUACAAAAAUGUUUGUUCUUGGAUAAUGAAAGAUUAUUAGUCUAUGGCUAUGAGGUGUUUCCAAUUAUUAUAGAAUGUAUAAAUAACGAAUGGAUUAUUUCUCGAGUUGUACUCCCCGAGUUUAUUAUUAAAAAUUUAAGUGUGGACUUUUUUUAUGAUAAAAAAAGCAUUAAGGAUAUAGAAAAGACAUGUAAUGAACUGAAUGGUAAUGAAAUUAUUGGAGAAAUUGUUGCACAUUCUAAUAGCAUUUUACAACUGUCUAUGUUGGAGACAUGUGAAGAUAUGAAAAGUGGAAAGUUUGCAACAGUGUCAGGCGAUUUUAAUGUUGUUAUUUGGAAUUAUAAUUUAUAA
Molecule: messenger RNA, 1167 nt
Organism: Plasmodium yoelii
Lineage: Eukaryota; Apicomplexa; Aconoidasida; Haemosporida; Plasmodiidae
Product: actin-related protein 2/3 complex subunit 1, putative
Exons: 7
Coding region: 1-1167 (388 amino acids)
Biological process (GO): Arp2/3 complex-mediated actin nucleation
Cellular component (GO): Arp2/3 protein complex; actin cytoskeleton
Molecular function (GO): actin filament binding
Source: RefSeq, a predicted model, not a curated record